AUGUCUACAACACAGGUAAAGACAAAGUCCAGUUCGGAGCAUGAACAACCAAGCACUAAACGUUCUAAACUUACGGCAACGCCGACCACCAAUCCUAUAAAUCCCGAUACACAAAUUUCUGAAUGCUUUAAAACCGUCACGACAAGAUUGUACUUAUCUCUUGCACCAUCAUUCGUCCAGACUCCCAUUCUGGGGAUCAAACAGCAACAUCUUGACCCUCUAAUAAUGACGUACUAUCCUGCAGUCCAAGGUGUUGUGUUAGCCUACACAAAUGUCAAAUUACAAACUCCCUAUGAUGCAGAUAGCAAUUCAUACCUCGCCAAAAUCGAAGGCUCUUCUCCAUUCACGUUUUUUUGGAUAAGUGUUGAUUUCUUAGUAUGGAGUCCCAAUGUUGGUGAUGUACUUGAAGGUGAUAUUUACAUGCAAACACCAUCACAUAUCGGUUUGCUCAUCCACGACGUGUUUAAUGCUAGUAUCAAGAAACACAAUAUUCCUCAUGAUUGGGAAUUCCAACACGCACAACAAGACGAAGUAGGUGAAGAAAAUGAAGGAGGAGCUGAUGAAGAGGGAGCGACUGCUGGAACAAAUGGGGGAAGAAAAUUUGGCCAUUGGGUUGAUGCCGAGGGUAAUAGUGUUGAUGAUGCCAAAUUGAAAUUCACAAUCAAGAGUUUGUAUACGACUGGUAGAGUUGUUCACAUUGACGGAACAUUGAUCAAGCCUGGUGAAGAAAGGAACUCACAACCAGUGUAUAGAGAAAAACUGAAUGGUAAGACACAGAUAAAGUCAAAAUCAUCCGCAGGCAAACAUAUGAAGUUUGCUGAUGAUGACGAUGACGAUGCUUACACAAGACAGACUGGAGAAGACGGUGAACCGGUUGUCGAGGUGAAAGAUGUGGAAGAGAUGCCUGCUUACCUCAGUGAGACUGUUGAAAGUGAAGAUAAUCAAGUAGUGAACAAGUCUGACUCAGACGAAGUUGAAUCAGAUUAA
Lodderomyces elongisporus is the source of this 987-nucleotide messenger RNA. RefSeq names its product DNA-directed RNA polymerase I subunit. Gene Ontology annotation, cellular component: RNA polymerase I complex. The transcript has a single exon. Gene Ontology annotation, biological process: DNA-templated transcription initiation; DNA-templated transcription. NCBI's taxonomy places the organism in Eukaryota, Fungi, Ascomycota, Pichiomycetes, Serinales, Debaryomycetaceae. Bases 1 to 987 code for a protein of 328 amino acids. The record is from RefSeq and is a predicted model, not a curated record.